UGAGGGCAUUAUUUCUGCGGGGCUGUGCUGUGUGUGUGUCCUGUUGUCCCGCUCUGCAGUGAGACAGACAGCUGUGGGUUUACCGCGGCUGUGUGUGAGAGUGUGUGUAGCCGUGUGUGUGUGUUUCGGCUGUGAAAGUGGCGGCGGUGGAGGAGCGCGUGCAGGACUCUCCGGUGGGAACAGCACUGCGGACUAAAAGUUGCUGCACAGUUGAAGGAAGCAUGCUGAGGGUCUGAGAGAGAGAGGGAGAGAGAGGCGCGCGCGUGAAGAGAGGUGAUCAACUCAACUGGCAUUCCACCAAGCUUAUUGGCUCCCGCCGUGAUGGACAUGAAGGAGAGGCGUCAUCGCUCUCUGACCCGGGGAAGGUGCAGGAAGGAACUGCAUUACGCCACGUCCGCGCUGGACAUGGACGAGUGCUGUGUAGCCACCCAGAAGUCCUACAGCUCCAGCGAGACGCUGAAAGCCUACGAGCAGGACGCUGGACGACUGCACUACGGGGGCUGUGUGGCCGAGCUCGUUCACCAUGAGACAGAGGAGUACGUCAGACAAGCCUACGUGGAGCUGGCCCCUAUCGGCUUCAGGUACUUCAUGUCAGGGAGCUUCACGCUUGCGGAGCUGGGUGUGUGUGACCCUCCUCAGCAGCAGAGUGUGUACUGCUCAGACCUGAGCCUGGUGCAGCGGGGAUACUCGCUGAGCACCGCCUCUGAUGGCGACUCAGAUCCCGAAGGCGUAAUGACCCCGGAGCGUGCCGUCCAGCUGUGGAGCGGCCAGGGCCUGAAGACCUGCCGCAGCUCGGGCCUGUCCAGCCCCGACCACUCAGCCCUGACCCUCACCGACUCCGAGAACGAGCACAAGACUGACGACGAGUCAGCAUACUUUGAUGAUGAAGACGUGUUCAGUGAUCACCCAUUCAGUCCAUCCAGCCACCACAGUCAGCUGGCUCCGCGGCCUCCUCUUCCCCCACCACACAACCACCACCAAUCUUCGGCUAAUUCGCUGAACCGCAGCGCCCAUGCCAGCCGCCGGAACCCUCAAAGCCACACACCCACCUCGGCCCCCGUCGACGGGCCCUCCACUCCGGAGUCCGUGCAGCUCCAGGACAGCUGGGCUCUCAACAGCAGCGUUCCGCUCGAGACACGGCACUUCCUGUUUAAGACACCAUCAGGGAGCACUCCUCUCUUCAGCAGCUCCUCUCCCGGUUACCCACUCACCGGGGGCACCGUCUAUUCUCCACCGCCACGUCUUCUGCCCAGGAACACUUUCUCCAGGAGCUCCUUCAAGCUGAAGAAGCCGUCAAAGUACUGCAGCUGGAAAUGUGCCGCUGUCUCUGCUAUUGCUGCCGCUGUGCUGCUGGCUGUGCUUCUCUCUUACUUUAUAGCUCUCAAUCUGCUUGGGCUGAAUUGGCGUCUGAAGCCUACAGAUGGGCAUCUUGUCACUACCAGCCUCAGCACGGGCAUCCCUGGCACUGGUGAGGUGGCAGCAGUGCCCUCCGGAGGCAGAGGGCCAUGGCUGUUGAGGAACAGCAGUAUAAACAGUGGGGAGCUGGAAGUGGGCCGGAGGGUGAGUCAGGAGGUUCCGCCGGGCGUGUUUUGGAGGUCACUGCUGCACCUACGUCAACCGCACUUCCUCAAGUUCAACAUCUCCCUGGGCAAGGACGCCUUGUUUGGAGUCUACAUGAGAAAAGGCCUACCGCCCUCACAUGCCCAGUAUGACUACAUGGAACGUCUUGACGGAAAGGAGAAGUGGAGCGUGGUGGAGUCUCCACGAGAGCGUCGCAGUAUCCAGACAGUGGUGCAGAACGAGGCCAUCUUUGUGCAAUAUCUGGACCCUGGCACAUGGCACCUGGCCUUCUACAAUGACGGAAAGGAAAAAGAGCCUGUCUCUUUCAGCACAGUGGCUCUAGAUUCUGUGCAAGAGUGCCCCCAGAAUUGCCAUGGUAACGGAGAGUGUACGUCAGGAGUGUGUCACUGCUUCCCUGGUUUCCACGGCAUGGAUUGCUCUAAAGCGGCAUGUCCAGUGCUGUGCAGUGGCAACGGGCAGUACAGUAAGGGAGUGUGCAUGUGCUACAGUGGAUGGAAGGGGCUGGAGUGCGAUGUACCAGUAAGCCAAUGCAUCGACCCAGAGUGCGGUGGCCAUGGCACCUGCAGCCAGGGCACAUGCACCUGCGCAGCUGGCUACCGUGGUGACAGCUGCGAGGAAGUGGAUUGUCUGGACCCUAUGUGUUCUGGGCACGGAACGUGCCUGCAGGGUCAGUGUCACUGUAAGCUGGGCUGGACGGGGCCUUUGUGUGACCUGCCCAGAGCGCAGUGUCCUGACCAGUGCCACGGCCACGGAGUCUAUAGUGCUGAUACAGGCCUCUGCAGCUGUGAUCCCAACUGGAUGGGUCCAGACUGUUCCACAGAGGUGUGUUCUGCGGACUGCGGGAGUCACGGGGUGUGUGUGGGUGGUGUCUGUCACUGUGAAGAGGGAUGGGCUGGUGCUGGGUGUGACCAGAGGCUGUGUAACCCACAGUGUGUGAAGCAUGGCACCUGCAGGGACGGCAAAUGCCAGUGUGAGCAAGGUUGGAAUGGAGAGCACUGCACCAUCGAUGGGUGUCCAGGGCUCUGCAAUGGUAACGGGCAGUGCAUUAUGGGUCAGAACAGCUGGCACUGUGAAUGCCACACUGGCUGGAGAGGUCCAGGCUGCAGCGUUGCCAUGGAGAUAUCCUGCAACGACAACAAGGACAACGAAGGAGAUGGCCUGGUUGACUGCAUGGAUCCAGACUGUUGCACUCAAACCUCAUGCCUGACCAAUCCACUUUGCCGCGGUUCACGUGACCCACUGCAGGUCAUCCAGCAGAGUCAGUCAGCUGGACAGAAAGUCAGCUCCUUCUACGACAGAGUCAAGGUGCUGGUGGGACGAGACAGUACUCAUAUUAUACCAGGCAGUAAUCCCUUCAACACUAGCCUAGCAUCUCUAAUUCGCGGCCAGGUCCUAACAUCUGAUGGAACUCCCCUGGUGGGGGUCAAUGUGAGCUUUGUGAAAUACCCUCAUUAUGGUUACACCAUGACUCGCCAGGACGGCACAUUUGAUCUGGUGGCUAACGGUGGGUCGUCUCUCACGCUCCGCUUUGAGCGAGCUCCAUUCCUGAGUCAGGAGCGCACAGUGUGGCUGCCGUGGAACCGCUUUUACGCCAUGGACACUCUUGUGCUGAAGACAGAGGAAAACACUAUCCCAGGCUGUGACCUGAGUGGCUUUGUCAGACCUGACCCUGUAGUAGUGCCCUCACCUCUCUCUUCUUUCUUCAGCUCCAACCCCACAGAAAAGCACAUCAUACCUGAAACCCAGGUUCUCCAUGAACAAGUUGAAAUCCCAGGCACCAGUCUGAACCUGUGCUACCUGAGCUCCAGGGCCUCAGGCUACCAUGCCCUGCUUAAAGUGACCAUGACACCGGCCCUGGUGCCUCUCAGCCUUGCCAAGGUGCAUCUGAUGGUUGCUGUUGAGGGACAUCUUUUCCAGAAGUGGUUUCAUGCCUCACCUAACCUGGCCUACACCUACAUCUGGGACAAGACUGAUGCCUACAGGCAGAGAGUGUAUGGUCUGUCUGAAGCUGUGGUCUCUGUGGGAUACGAGUAUGAGACUUGUCCCAGUCAGAUUCUGUGGGAGAAGAGAACUGCAGUACUCCAGGGCUAUGAGCUCAGUCCCUCUAACCUCGGAGGAUGGUCACUGGAUAAGCACCACACACUCAAUAUUCGCCAUGGUAUCCUCCAUAAGGGCAGUGGGGAGAAUGUGUUUAUAUCUCAGCAGCAGCCUCCGGUCAUCAGCAGCAUUAUGGGAAACGGGCGGCGCCGCAGCAUAUCCUGCCCCAGCUGCAGCGGCCUGGCUGAGGGAAACAAGCUGCUGGCACCCGUAGCCCUGGCCUGUGAUGGGGAAGGCAAUCUUUAUGUGGGUGACCUAAACUUCGUCAGGAGGGUUUAUCCUUCCCUCAACACCACUGCUAUCCUAGAGCUUCGAAAUAAAGAUCUGCGACACAGCAACAGCCCGAGCCAUAAGUAUUACCUGGCGGUGGAUCCGGUCUCGGGCGCUCUGCUCCUGUCAGACACCAACUCCAGACAGAUCUACCGUGUGCGCUCGCUAAGCGGGGGGCACCCGCUGCUGGAGAAUGCCCAGGUGGUGGCUGGAACGGGAGAGCAGUGUGUGCCCUUUGACGAGGCCCGCUGUGGCGAUGGGGGCAAGGCUGUGGAGGCCACGCUGAUGAGCCCCAGAGGCAUUGCAGUGGAUAAAAACGGGCUCAUGUACUUUGUGGAUGCCACCAUGAUACGUAAGGUAGACCAGAACGGCAUCAUCUCCACUCUGAUAAAGACCAAUGACCUGACUGCAGUUCGGCCUCUCAGCUGUGACUCCAGCAUGGACGUCAGCCAGGUACGUUUGGAGUGGCCCACGGACCUGGCCGUAAACCCCAUGGACAAUUCCCUGUAUGUGCUGGAGAACAAUGUGGUUCUGCGCAUCACAGAGAACCACCAGGUGAGCAUUGUGGCCGGUCGACCCAUGCACUGUCAAGUGCCAGGCAUCGACUACUCCCUCAGCAAGCUGGCCAUUCACUCAGCACUGGAAAGUGCCACAGCAAUCUCCAUCUCGCACACCGGCGUGCUAUACAUUGCUGAGACAGAUGAGAAGCGCAUCAACCGGGUGCGGCAAGUCAGCGCCAGUGGAGAGAUCUCAUUACUGGCCGGUGCUGCAUCUGAAUGUGACUGCAAAAAUGACGUCAACUGCAACUGCUUCUCUGGUGAUGAGGGCUACGCAGCCGACGCCAACCUGAACUCUCCUGCCUCGCUGGCAGUCUCCCCUGAUGGCACACUUUAUAUCGCAGACCUCAACAACAUUCGUGUUCGAGGAGUCCACCGCAACCAGCCCAACUCUACGUCAUCUGCUGCCGCCGGACGCUACGAGGUGGGCUCCUCCCUGGAGCAGGAGCUGUACUUGUUUAGCGAGGAUGGCCUGCAUCGGCAGACAGUGAGCCUCGUUACUGGCCUGCCUCUAUACAACUUCAGCUAUGGCAUGGAUGGAGAGCUGGCCUCUGUCACAGACAACUCAAACAACACACUAAAGAUCAGAAGAGAGGCGGGUGGCUCAGUCCGGCUGGUGCUGUUGCCUGAGAAUCAGGUGGUAACCUUGGGGAUGGAUGCAGCCGGCAGCCUGCGCUCUGUCUCUGCUCUUAACCAGGAGGUGGCAGUGCUGAGUUAUGCUGGAAACACUGAACUGCUGGCCUCCAAGUCUGAUGAGACUGGCUGGACCAACUUCUAUGAGUAUGAUAGUGAGGGACGCCUUACUAAUGUGUCUUACCCCACUGGUAUGGUGACCAGUCUGCACCGUGAGAUGGAGCAGUCUAUUAAUAUUGACAUGGAGAGCUCAAACAGAGACGAUGAUGUCACUGUCAUAACCAACCUAUCAUCAGUGGAGGCAUCCUACACUGUGGUUCAGGACCAAGUCCGGAACAGCUAUCAGAUGUAUUACAACGGCACCUUGCGGGUUUCUUAUGCCAAUGGCAUGGGGAUUAGCUUUCACACUGAGCCACACAUCCUAGCAGGCUCAGUCAGUCCCACCAUCGGGAGGCGCAACAUUUCCCUGCCCACAGACAGUGGACUUAACUCCAUUGAGUGGAGGAUGAGGAAGGAGCUGACCAAAGGCAAAGUCACCGUGUUUGGAAGGAAACUGCGUGCUCACGGCAGGAACCUGCUCUCCAUUGAUUAUGACCGCACCACAAGGACAGAGAAAGUGUAUGAUGACCACCGUAAAUUUACACUUCGUAUCAUCUACGAUGCUCAAGGCCGGCCUGCCACCUGGCUUCCCAGCAGCAGCCUGGCCCUGGUAAAUGUGUCCUACUCACCCACUGGCUGCCUGGUGGGCUUGCAGAGGGGCAGCAUGAGUGAGAAGAGUGAGUUUGACAGCUUCGGCCGCAUCCUGUCCCGCACCUUUGUGGAUGGGAAAGUGUGGAGUUUCAGCUACCUGGACAAGUCUAUGGUGUUGCUUCUGCAGCAGAGUCAGAAACAGUAUGUGUUUGAAUUUGACACCUCUGGUCGGAUCACAGCGGUCACCAUGCCAAGCAUGGCAAGGCACACCAUGUCAACUCACGUGUCCGUGGGCUAUAUCCGCAACACCUACAAUCCUCCAGAGAGCAAUGCCACUGUGAUCCAUGACUUCACAGAGGAUGGCCGUCCCCGGGCCACUUUCUACCUGGGCACGGGACGUCGCAUGUUGUACAAGUACGGCAAGCUGGCCAAGCUCUCAGAGGUGCUGUAUGACUCAACAGCAGUCACCUUUGGCUACGACGAGACGGCUGGCGUUCUCAAGAUGGUUAACUUGCAAAGUGGUGGCUUUUCCUGCACUAUUCGCUACCGAAAGCUCGGCCCCCUGGUAGACAAACAGAUGUACCGCUUCUCUGAGGAAGGCAUGGUGAAUGCUCGCUUUGACUACACCUACCAUGACAACAGCUUCCGAGUAGCUAGUGUGAAGCCAGUGAUUGGAGAGACUCCCCUUCCUGUGGACCUCUAUCGCUACGAUGAAAUCUCUGGCAAGGUGGAGCACUUUGGUAAAUUUGGCAUCAUCUACUAUGACAUCAACCAGAUCAUCACCACAGCAGUCAUGACACUCAGUAAGCACUUUGAUGCCCACGGUCGUAUUAAAGAGGUGCAGUAUGAAAUAUUCCGCUCACUCAUGUACUGGAUGACCGUGCAGUACGACAGCAUGGGACGCGUCAUCAAACGCGAGCUCAAGAUUGGGCCUUAUGCUAACACCACACAAUACCGGUAUGAAUAUGAUGGUGAUGGCCAACUUGUAGGGGUCAAAGUUAAUGACUGGUCCACUUGGCGCUAUAGCUAUGAUCUCAAUGGCAACCUCCAUUUGCUCAACCCAGGCAACAGUGCCCGACUCCUGCCUCUGCGUUAUGACCUGCGUGACCGCAUCACACGCCUGGGAGAUGUGCAGUACAAGCUGGAUGAAGAUGGGGUGCUGUGCCAAAGGGGAUCAGAUGUCUUUGAAUAUAAUUCCAAAGGACUCCUAGAGAGAGCCUACAGUCGGACUGGAGAGGGCUGGAGUGUCCGCUACCGAUACGAUGGCCUAGGACGAAGAGUGUCACGCCGCACCAUUAGUGGAGAACACCAGCAGUACUUCUACGCUGACCUCAACUACCCAGCCCGGGUGACCCAUGUCUACAACCACACUCGAGCAGAGAUCACGUCUUUCUAUUAUGACCUGCAGGGUCAUCUGUUCGCCAUGGAGGUGAGCAGCGGAGAGGAGUACUAUAUUGCUUCAGACAACACAGGUACUCCACUUGCCGUCUUCAGCAGUAAUGGGCAGAUGGUGAAGCAGCUUCAGUACACAGCAUAUGGUGAGAUCUACCAUGACUCCAACCCAGACUUUCAGCUGGCACUGGGAUUCCACGGCGGCCUUUAUGACCCCCUCACAAAGCUGGUACACUUUGCCCAAAGAGACUACGAUGUACUGGCAGGGCGCUGGACUUCACCUGACCACACAAUGUGGGCGAAAAUGGGAAAGGAGCCAGCUCCUUUCAACCUGUAUAUGUUCAAGAACAACAAUCCUCUCAGUGACAUGAUUGAUGUUAAGAACUAUGUGACAGAUGUGAAGAGCUGGUUGGUGAUGUUUGGUUUCCAGUUGAGUAAUAUCAUACCUGGGUUUCCCAGGCACCCUUUGUAUUUUGUUGACCCUCCAUAUGAACUGCUUUCCAGUCAGGACUGUGACAAUGCCCAGCUAUUUACUGGAGUCCAGCAUUCAGUGGAACGUCACAACCAGGCUUUCAUGGCUUUAGAAGGCAGACUGCUCAACAAACAACGGCGGGCCAAGCAUGACAAGCCAGGCUACUGGUUCGGUACCAGCACCCCCAUCGUGGGAAAGGGCAUGAUGCUGGCCAUUCGAGAUGGUCAUGUGCUGACAUCUGUGUCCAGCGCAGCCAGCGAGGACAGCCGAAAGAUUGCACAGAUCCUGAGCAACACCAUCUACCUGGAAGGUACACAUUACACCAUCGACGGACGUGACUGGCACUUCUUCGUAAAAUUGGGGCUGGCCGAUGGUGACCUGCUGGCUCUGGGCUUUAGCAGUGGGCGGAAGACACUAGAGAACGGUGUCAACGUAACAGUCAGCGGGCGCUCACGAAGAGGCGUUACGAUGGAAAUCCAUACAGCAACGUUAGCUUUUAGCAUUCGCUACGGGCUGACACCGGAGGUACUAGAAAAGGAACGUGCACGAGUGCUGGAACAGGCCCAUCAGAGAGCGAUGGCCAGGGCGUGGGCCAGGGAGCAGCAGCAGGUGCAGGAGGGCAGGGACGGGGGCCGUGCAUGGACAGAAAGCGAGAAGCAGCAGCUGCUGGCUGUGGGAAAGGUCCCAGCAUACGAGGGCUAUUACGUUCUGCCUGUGGAGCAGUAUCCUGAACUCGCAGACAGUAGCACUAACGUUCAGUUCCUCAAACAGAACGAGAUGGGAAAGAGGUAACAGCCCAGGCUGCUGCAGCCACUACCCCCUCCCUCAUCUCCCAAGGAGAGAGCAGAGACCUAAUCCAGGGAGAGCUGCAGGCACCUUUCACAAAAGACUAUCCACAUGGAAAAACUGCAGCCGAUGGCCAAAACCUACUCGAUUUGUAAAAGCACCUGUAACUACACAAACUGUCCUUUUUUUCUAAGUGAAUUUAGACUUUUUAGGAAAAAUGGCAUAUUUUUAAGUCAUUUUGGGAUGUGUAUAAAUUGCUGUGAUGUUUGUGUAACAUCCAGGCUUGUAUUUUCUGACCUCCAUAUCAAGACUCCUGAGGCACUUAAGUCGCCAGCUCAGGCAUCAGAAUACAUUAAUGCUACUUAAAAUUGCCAUCACUUGGCCAUAUAUCAACCCCAAGGACAAUAAACCACGCAGGAUUCAUUUCAAGUACUUGUUUAAAAGGAACUUUGAUGUUGCUCAUUUUAACCUUUCAUCCUCUCAUCUUAAAGACUUAAUGUAAUGUAUGUAGAUUUGACUUGUACUAUGGCGAGCUGCUCUGAAGAGCCCUUCACUGGGAUGCACCUUUGAAGUGCCGAUCAAGUGUGGCUUCAAUGGUUUCUGUCCUUUUCAGUUUGCACUAUAUGACAAUCACGAGGAGAUGGACGUUAAAGCAAACGAGCUACCGGCCACCAAUCUCCACAAAGGUUGAUCAUUUUUAUUUACCCUUUGUAUGAUAUGUAAUAAAAGCGCAAUUAAGAUUUUUUUUAUGGAUUUUAAUUUGCAGCCAAGCAGUGGGAUUACAGAAAGCUAAUAUAUGUUGUCUUUUCAGAUUGUUUAAUGCUUUAAAUUAAGUCUUUGAAACUGUGAAACACAUAUUGCGCUCAUACUGUAUGUAAAACUUUGUCGUCAAUUAGAAAGACUGGAUUCAGAUCCAGGGUGUACAUUUAUUUAAAGAAGUGACUGUCAUCAUGUUUGGAAAAUAAUCCAUGGCAAGGAACAUCCAUGGAAACAGGUUUGUGUGACAUUUGAGUACUCAGAGCUCCAGCAUCUAUAGAACUUUUUUUUUCUUUCUUUCUUUUUCAAUUGGGUUUCAUUACUGUUGAACCAGAAUCUCUCCCCCUCACUGUGAAGCACCGCAGUGUGGAUGUUGAGACAUACUUUAACUAGUGCAAAAACACGCUCGGACACUGGAGGACAGAGAUUGUUUAGGAGUUUUCUGAAAAAAUAAACAGUUCCAUUUUUA
Molecule: messenger RNA, 9703 nt
Organism: Astyanax mexicanus (Mexican tetra)
Lineage: Eukaryota; Metazoa; Chordata; Actinopteri; Characiformes; Acestrorhamphidae
Gene: tenm2b
Product: teneurin transmembrane protein 2b
Exons: 31
Coding region: 322-8484 (2720 amino acids)
Biological process (GO): heterophilic cell-cell adhesion; signal transduction; neuron development
Cellular component (GO): membrane; neuron projection
Molecular function (GO): cell adhesion molecule binding; protein heterodimerization activity; protein homodimerization activity
Source: RefSeq, a predicted model, not a curated record